AAGUUGUUUCGUGGCCUAUUUUCUUUGUGUUUCCUGUGUGUGCAUAAUAAGGAUCUAAAGCGGCACACACAACGGAGUUGGUUCACUGGGCAACAUUCUGCAAGUACUCAGGGCCUACGUAUCAGAUUUAUAGCUCCUCUGCAGCUUCCUUUUACACACAAUGAUGGAUGUAUCUGAGCCAGUCAAGGUCACAGCAGAAAGUCUUGGAGUGUCGCAAGGGCAAGAAUACGAGGGGCAAAUACAGUACGAUUUGGGCAACAUGAUGGCGAGCGAUCACGGCCCCAUCGAUCAGGCUCGAUUCAGAGCUGACCCCGAUGCAGCCUGCCUUGAAGUCGCCACUCAGAUGACACAGAGCCUGGUGGCUCGCCUCUUCGAGCUGCCCAGCGAGGCUGCCCUGGAGGGCCGCGUGGCGCACCUGCCGGAGCCGACGACGGCACUGCCGCGGGCCAAGCCGCUGCCGAAGCCGCGGGAGCCGACAAAGUGGGAGCAAUUUGCGCAGCGGAAGGGCAUCGUGAAGAAGAAGCGCAGCAAGGAGUUGUGGGACGAGGAGGCCGGCGAGUACCGCCGCCGCUUUGGGUACAAGCGCGCCGGGGACGAGUCUGAGGUGCCCAUCAUCGAAGCCACGGCCGAUGACAAGGUUGGGGAGGACCCCUUUUCAAAGCUGAAGGCGGAGAAGCGCGAGCGCGUGAAGGACCAGCAGAAGCGUCAGCUGCAGAACAUCAAGGCCAGCGCCAAGGCCGUCGGGACCUCAGCCGCGCUGCCGCCCACCCUCAAGCUGGCCGCCGCACUCCCUGCCCACGGCAAGGGCAAACCCACCAAGCGCAAGGACAUGCAUGAUGAUAUCAAGGCGGCGUCCAGGCAAGCGGGAGUGUCAACAGCGUCGAUGGGGAAAUUUGAUGAGAGGCUGCCGGGGGAGAAGGCCGGAGAGCGGGGGACCAGCAGCAAGCGCCAGAAGUUCGACCCCGUGUCUGGCAAGCCUGGCACAGAACUGAAGAAGGCUGCGGGGCUGGUGGACAGGAUCAUCCGUGAGCAUGCAGACGACAUCCUGGACUCGGACAAGGCUGUGCGCCGUGUGGAGGCAGAGCGCCACAGCCAGCUGGCCAGUGCACGGGCGCAGGACAGCGAUGACGAGGGCAAACGGCCGAGCCGGGCAGGGGACAAGGGCAAGAAGGGCAGGGGUGGCAAGGCGACCAGCACAAAGGGGCAGCGCUUCGCUGCGCUCAAGCGCACUGGGGGUGCUGGUGCGGCUGGGGGUAUCAGCAAGGGUGGCCGAGGCGCCAGCCGCGGCGGUGGCGGCCGAGGUAUGAGCCGGGGUGGGGGCCGGGACGGCGGUAGGGGCGGUGGCAGGGGCGGUGGCAGGGGUGGUGGCAGGGGGGCGAGCAGGGAUGGGGGCCGGGGCGGUGGCAGGGGAGGAAGAAGGGGCGGUGGCAGGGGUGGCAAGAGGUAGAAAACACGGAAGUAGAUAGGACACAAAGGAGUUAUAGUACGGUUUGUUGGUGGGUGUGCAUGCUGUGUAAACUUUACAGUUGAAUGGGUCAUAAGGAUUUCAAAAGGCCUGCUACAUCAUCCAGCAGGACACUUGUUUACAUGAUGUUUAUGGGCAAGGUUCACAUCAUACGUUGCAAAAAACCUCAUAGUGCAAAGUUUGUUGAUCUGCUCCAUCUGGUGGUCAAAAGCCCCUAUCGUCCAGAUUGCGGUCCACAAAAGCCUGCAGCCUGCAGGCAGACUCUGUAUGUUAGUGUAAUUUAUCAGUACUAGG
Coccomyxa subellipsoidea C-169 is the source of this 1759-nucleotide messenger RNA. RefSeq names its product RRS1-domain-containing protein. Gene Ontology annotation, biological process: ribosomal large subunit biogenesis; ribosomal large subunit export from nucleus; endonucleolytic cleavage in ITS1 to separate SSU-rRNA from 5.8S rRNA and LSU-rRNA from tricistronic rRNA transcript (SSU-rRNA, 5.8S rRNA, LSU-rRNA). Gene Ontology annotation, molecular function: protein binding. Lineage: Eukaryota; Viridiplantae; Chlorophyta; Trebouxiophyceae; Coccomyxaceae. The coding region runs from base 161 to 1447 and encodes 428 amino acids. Gene Ontology annotation, cellular component: nucleus; preribosome, large subunit precursor; nucleolus. The transcript is spliced from 7 exons. The record is from RefSeq and is a predicted model, not a curated record.